CAGCUGUAGGUACAACUUCCGUGCACGUAAUACAUACGUCGCAAGUAUACCGACUGUCUCCAACUCUCAGGAAAACUUCACCCGAUUUCCUGAAGCCAGUGGUUGUUUCACAUGAUGGACGGUGACUCACUUUUAAUAACUUGUAGUGAUGAAUAUCGAUUGCUUGAAACAUACUGCCAGAAGAGGAGGAAGCCAAGCGCAAGCGCCUGUGAUGAGAAAUUUGGUGAUGUGGCUGAAAAACUGGCCCAGAUUGCAGACAACGGACUUCUUUUUGAUGAAGGACUAGAGCCAGACAGUCCUGUUGCGAAAGAGGCUAACUCAGAUGUCAUAGUGAGGCUUGUUGACUUGCUGAAGACAUCAGGGGACGAAUUGAAUGAAACGAUUCAGAGCAACCAAGAGCUUUUAGGAUACCUGCAGCAAACUUUCUCUUACGACUUGUUUAAAAAACUGACUAAAGCCUUCAUCACGAGUAGUGUACCAGAAUUUCUGCAGAGCAGAAAAAAACGUGAGCAGAUCGCCCUGGCCUUUGAGGUCACCAGCAGACUCAAAGCCCUGGACCUACACCCCAUGAACAGGGUCAUGGGAUACGGAGCUCAGUACCUGCAGGAGAACUUCGCUCCCUGGGUUAAACAGCAUGGUGGUUGGGAGAAAGCCUUUGAUGACGAUGAUGAUGAAGAGGUCCAUUGACAAGACUGUGAAAUGGAUGGUUAUUAGUGAUCAAAGUGAUAUUUAUGAAAUAAAGAUAUUAUUAUCUACUAUAAUAGAUU
Sinocyclocheilus rhinocerous is the source of this 767-nucleotide messenger RNA. RefSeq names its product apoptosis facilitator Bcl-2-like protein 14. The record is from RefSeq and is a predicted model, not a curated record. The transcript has 6 exons. Bases 112 to 687 code for a protein of 191 amino acids. Gene Ontology annotation, biological process: regulation of extrinsic apoptotic signaling pathway. Lineage: Eukaryota; Metazoa; Chordata; Actinopteri; Cypriniformes; Cyprinidae.